Anisakis simplex (herring worm) is the source of this 966-nucleotide messenger RNA. The record is from the annotation of a GenBank genome assembly. NCBI's taxonomy places the organism in Eukaryota, Metazoa, Nematoda, Chromadorea, Rhabditida, Anisakidae.
GAAUCACAAGAUCUGAACGAGGAGAAUCAAGAUCUGAGUCGAUGCUUCAAACGUCUCAAUCGAUGCAUUCAAUCAACUGCUGGUGCAGCCAAAUGCAAUGAAACAUGUCUUGCUAUCAGACGAAAGAAAGUACAGAUCGGCGAUACUGUAAAUGAUCGUGUUGAUAUAGAACUGCACAAAGAGAAAGAUUUGCUCACGGAUUGCAAUAAACAAUUGAAACAACUUUCGGCUUACGUUGAAAAGCAACUCGAUACUAACGAAGCAGCGAAAAAAGCGUUGAUGCGAGACUGGACAUUGAAACAAGAAGCAAUUGCUCUGGAUAACAGAUCAGCUUCGAUGGGCACUGAUCACAAAUUGGCAACGUCUACAACAACACCGGACGGCGAAAGACUAGAAUACAGGGACGGAGCACCAUUGAAUCGAAUGAGCGAAUAUCCAGAAUGGGUUGAAAACACUGCUAUCAAUUUAAACCAGUCAGCUAGAGCAAGAGUUCACUCGAGGAAAUUGACACAGGUUAGUUUCAUUUCAUUGCAUUUAUUGUCAGCAUUACCAUCUGUUAUUGGUAAAGAUAAAGAAGUAAAAACGGCCGACAUUGCGAUUAACGAAAUUCAGCUAGCGUUAAAACAGAAAGGAUCGCCUUUACAGGUUGCUUUAAGCCGCCAAACGCAGCGUGGUUUAAGACCGGGUAUAGAACUGUGUAAUGAUAAGGCACAACAUGCGUUACACGCUGAACUCAUGAACCUCAAAUCAAGUCUUCUUUCCUUAGAGCAUCAAUUAGAACCGAUGUCAAUCGCAGAUCGAGCUCGUGAAAGUCGUAAGAAACUGGAGGGUGAACGAUUCAAGGUGCGCCGAAAGUUGGAGAUUUGUGAUCAAAAUUUGGCGAUUGACAACGAAAUACUGCGUUCAAUCCGUACUUCAUAUCCACAAGAAAUUCAACUGGCCGGAUUCCUUAUCUCGGAGAAUUAG